CGGAAAUAAAAUGACACGGCACUGCAACACGCCAAAUACAACAACGGUACAAUCAUCGGAUAGUUUCAGUUUGAACUGGCAACGUCUGCGAGCUUGUUCAUUGAUCGAUUUUGUGACUUUGGUUUUUGCACACGUAGUUUUUACACUCGAUCUCGUGCCAUGCUGUCGUCGUACAGAGCAAUUAUAUUAUUAGUACUUGUAGUUGUCACGACCCACACUCAUACACCCACCGAAAACGAGCCCACUUGUAAUUGCGAUCAUUGCAACGACGAGGUAGUGACUGUCGAGGCAAAGGAGGGAAAUGAAAAUACGACAGUGAAAUUGUUGUACAAAGAAGACAGCGACGGCGAUGGCGAUCGUACUAUUUGCGCUCGAGAUCGCGAUUUCAAUGAUCGUACCUUCUCGAGCGUUUGUCAUAUGUUGUGUUACAAUCGCUGUCUGAUAUUGCGACUUUCUACUGUCACUGAGAAUGACACAAAGAAAUAUGUCGCGAUUGCGUAUAGAAACAAUUACUACAAACUGCGGGACGGCGAAUGUUGAAGGAUGUUCGUGGUCUUUGCGAAUUUCGUGAAAUUAUGUUGUAACAUCGUAACGUUGGGUGAAAGAGAGUGGACCACGAGGUUAGUAAAUUCUUCGCAAUUUAGUUGGCAUUGACAUGCAAAUAAUUUUAUACUUGAAAUUACAAUAUUUUGUACGAAUGACGAGAUAUAUUUUGAACGUUAAUAUUUUUACAAACUGAAAAUAAAUGUGCAACAAAACGUAUACUGAUUAUAAAUGAUUACGAAUGAUUAUUGGAAAUUUCAUAUCUUAAUCAAUGUAAACUGGGACAUCAAUAUUCAAUGUUUAUUGUGCAAUAAGUAGCAGACAAGUAAC
Messenger RNA from Frieseomelitta varia, 873 nucleotides. RefSeq lists its product as uncharacterized. The transcript is spliced from 3 exons. The coding region runs from base 160 to 540 and encodes 126 amino acids. Lineage: Eukaryota; Metazoa; Arthropoda; Insecta; Hymenoptera; Apidae. The record is from RefSeq and is a predicted model, not a curated record.